Parnassius apollo (apollo) is the source of this 1101-nucleotide messenger RNA. The record is from the annotation of a GenBank genome assembly. Lineage: Eukaryota; Metazoa; Arthropoda; Insecta; Lepidoptera; Papilionidae.
AUGAAACUACUAAAGUUUCACUUAAGAUAUCAUCCACCCGGAAUAAUUCUGGAGUAUACAAAAAAAGGCAACGUUAAGAGUAAGGAUAUCGAUCUCUUGGAAUUGAACUGCAAUUCAGAUGUGAAACAAAUAGCAGAUAACCUCCAACAAAAGGAAGCGCUUAUAACGGAUGAAGUUCGUGAACAGUUGGAGCAGUGCCUGGUGACGCUGAAGAAGAGGAUCGAACACGAGGGUCCUACAGGAAAACGCUUCUACAUCUAUAAAACUUUAGUCACUCAUCUCCUACCAUUAACCAAUGUGGCUUUUGAUAAGGCUGGAAGCAACAACCUCGUCGUGACGGGAUCGUUCGACAAGUCGGCAAGGAUCUGGCGCGUGGAGACGGGAGAAUGUAUAUAUACGCUUUGGGGACACAGCGCUGAGAUUGUCUCUGUCCAGUUCGCCCCUAGAGGCGGUCAUGUCGCCACCGCUUCCAUGGACCACACGGCGAAACUCUACGAUGCUCUUACAGGUACGGAGGUACACACGUACACUGGUCACACCGCCGAAGUCAUCGCGCUCCAGUUCGAUCCCACUGAAGGCCAGCACCUUAUCAGUGGAUCGUUCGACGGCACGAUAUUUCUGUCUGGUCACACGGCAGAAAUAUCUAACGCCCAGUACAACUGGGACAGCUCGCUGGUGGGUUCAGCUUCGUUGGACGGCAGCGCGAAGCUCUGGGACACGCGAGAACGCACCUGCAUCGCCACUGUAACGGCAGCCACAGCCGAGGUGUUGGACGUGUGCUUUGACUGGGCGGGGCGCCGGCUUGCCACGGCUGGCAGCGAUGGCACCGCGCGGGUGUAUGAAGCUCGCGUCGACUGCAGAGAGCUGGCCACCAUGCAAGGACAUCGGGAAGAAGUCUCUAAGGUCUGCUUCAGUCCAGCUGGUGGGUGUCUGCUGACCGCUUCCGCUGACAAGACAGCGAGAAUCUGGAACGCUUCUACUGGUAACUGCAUACAAGUGCUGUCUGGUCACCAGGGCGAAAUAUUUUCAUGCGCGUUCUCUUACGCGGGUGACACCAUCGUCACCGCGUCUAAGGACAACACCUGCAGAAUCUGGAGAUGA